ACUAUUUAUGGUAACUGUUAUCGAUUAGUAUAGCAUGCUGCUAUCGAUUCAGAAUGUUCUGUAAAGUUGUUGACUAACACUGUCGUUAUAUCAUUGUUUUUAUAAUUUGUUUGUUUCACAAAAUGUUGCGGCAAAUUCUGUUAACCACAUUGGGGCGUCGAAUGGCAUUGCCUUCAAUCGCUCAAAAUCGUUUGGCCAGCAAUUUGGACAAAACGGAGUACACAACUCCGGGGGAAAUUGUUGAUUACGAUGAUCCCACGCAUUUGCCAGUUCCGGAAUAUCCUGUCCGUUUGGAUGAGCCCCUCGAAACCCGAAAGCAGCGCCUUUUGUAUCAGAGCCGAAAGCGUGGAAUGCUGGAAAACGAUCUUCUGCUGAGCACUUUUGUGGCCAAGCACCUGAAGGAUUUCAAUGCCGAUCAGACCGCCGAAUACGAUCAGCUAAUUAAUGGCGUGAGCAACGAUUGGGACAUCUUCUACUGGGCCACCGAAACAAAGCCCACGCCCCCGCAAUUCGAUACGGAGAUAAUGCGGCUGCUUAAGGAGCACGUGAAGAACCACGAGAAGGUCCAAAGGAUCAGACAGCCGGAUCUGUAGACCACUUAAUCCUAUUAACUAUUUACCACGGUAUAUAAGAAAACGUAUUAGCUGGGGCAUUACUAAACUAUUACAAUGUAAAUGGUUUCAAUAAUUUAAAUUGUAAGAUACAUUUGUCAUUUUUUUUUUAAUUGUAAAUGAUUUCUUAACCUGGCUGAGUUUAGCAUUUUUCCCCGUUUUAAUCUC
Messenger RNA from Drosophila gunungcola (fruit fly), 779 nucleotides. Its product is annotated as succinate dehydrogenase assembly factor 2-B, mitochondrial. The transcript is spliced from 3 exons. Gene Ontology annotation, biological process: mitochondrial respiratory chain complex II assembly; mitochondrial electron transport, succinate to ubiquinone; protein-FAD linkage. Gene Ontology annotation, cellular component: mitochondrion. The coding region runs from base 123 to 593 and encodes 156 amino acids. Lineage: Eukaryota; Metazoa; Arthropoda; Insecta; Diptera; Drosophilidae. The record is from RefSeq and is a predicted model, not a curated record.